Lytechinus variegatus (green sea urchin) is the source of this 1902-nucleotide messenger RNA. It is a transcript of the gene gpr161, whose product is annotated as G-protein coupled receptor 161-like. The record is from RefSeq and is a predicted model, not a curated record. The transcript is spliced from 4 exons. Gene Ontology annotation, cellular component: membrane. Lineage: Eukaryota; Metazoa; Echinodermata; Echinoidea; Temnopleuroida; Toxopneustidae. Gene Ontology annotation, molecular function: G protein-coupled receptor activity. Gene Ontology annotation, biological process: G protein-coupled receptor signaling pathway. The coding region runs from base 186 to 1760 and encodes 524 amino acids.
UCUGUGGUUUUGUGCGCAUCAUCUUCUUCUCUAAUUCAUUUCAGUGAGAACGGUUGACAGGUCGAAAAUCAUGAUUAGGCCUAUGGGCUGAUAAUUUGGUGAUUCCUUGAGAUGAGGAGAAAAGCACUCCCAUGGCUUGAAUUGGCCUGGUUGAGAUUCCUGUCAGUUCUCAUCACUUUCAAAGUAUGAUCUGGACCUCAGCUGCUGCUGUUUCCUGUUUUAUGUUGGAGAUGGACACCACAGAUUUAUAUACCUCGGAUCUUUUAAACUACACAACAUCAAUUCCAUAUGGUGCUGUCUCAGAUGCUGUCUUUGAAACUCCACAGUGGACGAUCAUCCUGGAGGCAACCACCCUGUCCCUGAUAGCCAUUGCAGCGGGUGCCCUCAACACCAUCAUCAUCUACACCAUCCACAAGAAGACUUACCUGCAGAAUGCCAGCAACAGAUUCAUCUACAGUAUGACCUUGGCUAACGCGGUAAUGUCGUUCACCGUGUUGCCUUUCAACCUUGCAACCUGUGUCCUCCGGGAGUGGAUCUUUGGUGUGGUGAUGUGUAAUCUGAUGGGGUUCAUCUCGCUGUGUACACUGACUGGGUCACUCUUCAACGUGGCUCUCAUAACACUCGACAGAUAUUAUGCCAUUGUUCAGCCAAUGAUGUAUCCUCUGAAAGUAACAUCCAACUAUACCACUCACCUUAUAGUGUGCGUUUGGAUCCUCGCACUUGUGUGCACUCUGCCGCCCUCGUUUGGCUGGUCAAGGUACAGCUUCCAGAUGUCCAAAUCAGCCUGCAUGGUGGACUGGCAUUACGAGAAAUCAUUUUCAGUAUUUUAUGCAAUAAUGACGACAGUCUUCCCCCUGUUCCUCAUAUGCUUCUGCUACGGGAAUAUCCUCAAAGUUGCGAGGAGAUCAUCGCGUCGGGUCAGCCAUGGCAAUGUUGUUGUGGAGGAAGCGAUUCAGAAGAUGACAAGGAGGCGGUCAAGACGAACAUCUCUGCUGGUGAACAUCCGAAUGAAUUCUCCAACAAAAGCCUUACGGACGGUACUGGUCACAGUCAGUGCAAUAUUAAUCACUUGGUGUCCUUUCAUAAUAGAAUUGAUGUAUGAGACGGUGCAUGGCGAUGAGCUUAUAGCUGAUUGGUUAGAAGCCGGGGCCAUGUGGCUCUCCUACUGCAGCCUUAUAUUCAACCCAGUAAUCUACGCUAUCUGGAACAAGACGGUGCGGAACGAGGUCCUUGGGAUGUUCUGCGCAAGGUCACUUAAGCUGCAGUGGGCCUGGCGGGAUGAUGAUAACAUCCUUGCAAGGCGUAGAGAAUCAAGACGUCUUAGCAUUAGUGGGAGUAUCACUGAUCUAAGUUACACUUCUGCUUUGAGAAGAAAGUUCACUCUUCAAAGCACCCAGGUUACCAACACAGGACAGCAGACAUCAAGCGGCGAUUCAGUUGCAUCUGGAGUUCACCUGGCGAGUAUCAUCGAGUCUUCCACCAUCACCGCACCCGACACUGGAAACAGCUCUUCUGGAAAAUCCAAGCUGGCCAAACUGAAUUCUGGGGUCAAGAAGACAAGGGUUGAAACAUUGAAGACUGAACAGACCACACAGAUCAGCACUACUGCGCAGGUUCACCGACCGUCACAGAUGAUCACCAGGUCAAUGUCGGGUCGAAGUUCAACUUCAAAGGUCAUUGCGAAUGGAGGAGGGAAAAGUGUCGGGAGUGGAAGUCGUAAGCUCAGUAUUGUUAGCUUUGAUGAGAGCACUGUGAGCUGAUGACUUUGAUAUGAAUGGUAAGUUGCCACUUGGUCUACAGAAACUUUGUCUACUUUCCGUUUGGUCUCAUCCCAGAACUUUGAUCUAAUCCCAUCUUGUUUACAACCCAUUUAGUCUGUUUAUGAGCCAAAAUUGCAUUUGA